GGGUAUUUCCAUUAUUUUUGCAUGGCUUUAUUUUUUUAUGUCUUCUUUGGCACCACAAACAUGGAACUUUAUUUCUUUUACUUGGUAUUUUAUCAUUGUUAUUGAAUGUAUUACUAAAGAUAACACGUGACCAUGAGACUUCUAAGUGUGGAGACCCUGUGUACAAGGUUCUCCACAGAAUGUUCAUCCAAUUCGAGGGAUGAAACCAGUGCUUGAAUUGAAUGGGGGACCCCCCCAUAAGGCAUUAGGGAUCCCCAAAGCAAGUAAAAAUAGACUUAAGGGAGUCCCCAAGAUUAUUUUAGCAACACAUAUAUGAAUUACACAACAACUGGGGACCCCCAUAAGACUUGACUUAAUUCGAGCACUGGAUGAAACCACAAUGAUCCUGACUUCCAGGCGACGCUGAAGUACACGUCAUUUUCAACCACGCGGGGGCGCUCUUCCAAAGGAACUUCAUGAAAACAGCUCAUCAGAUCCCUGAUGCUUGGAGAAUCCCACCAAAUCCUGCACCAAAUCCUACACGUGGUUCUCAUUUUCUUUUAGCGCAAGCACGUGCACGGCCGCCAGCUGCACGCGCACCGUGUAAACUUUCACGUCUUCGCCCUGCACGUCUUCCACGUUUCCACGCAACUCGAGAGACGUACAGACUCGGAGCAUCCCAGCGGGGUUUGUGUGCAGUACAGGAAGGCGUGACUCUCUCGGGUUGCCAGAUUGUGACGAAACCCCGGUAGGACAGAUAGACAACGCAAGCAAAGACUUCUGUGUCGUGAAGACGAGUCAUGAGGGAAACCCUUAAAAAAGAACAUAUAAAGGCCCAACAAGAGGUGGAUCCAACCUGGCAACCCCAGGACUCGGGCUGGACUGCAGACAAAAAAGUUGAGGGAGUUUUUGGGAAACAGAUGAGAGGAGACUGAAGCCACAUCGGACACAGAAGGACUUGUUGGACAUCACGAUGCCGCCACGAUGGUCUCUCCAGUACCGUCUGCCACUGUUGGCAUGCAUGUGGUGCCUGUGCCAAGCACAAUACGAAUAUCUGCUUUACCCCCAUGGUUACCCUGAGCCCGAGCAGGAUCACUACACCCCUCCACAGAUUCCUGCUGAUGUGCCAAGGAUCCAGUUACGCUUAGCCGGAGAGAAACGAAAGCACAACGAGGGACGCGUAGAGGUUUAUUACGAUGGCCAGUGGGGGACCGUUUGCGAUGAUGACUUUAACCACCAUGCUGCUCAAGUGGUGUGCCGAGAGCUGGGUUACGCCAACGCAAUCUCUGUGUUGCCUUCGGCUAAAUACGGGAAAGGAGAAGGCCGCAUCUGGUUUGAUAAUGUCCAUUGCACUGGAAAGGAAAGCACCCUGGCACAGUGCGGAUCUAAUGGAAUCGGUGUGUCUGACUGCAAACAUUCAGAAGAUGUUGGAGUUGUCUGCAGUGACAAGAGGAUCCCAGGAUUCAGAUUCCUAAAUUCAGUCACCAAUAACAUAGAUCAUUUGACGAUCCAAGUGGAGGAUGCACGCAUCAAGCCAAUUCUGGCCUCCUACAGGAAGAGAAUCCCUGUAACUGAGGGCUAUGUGGAGGUCAAAGAUGGUGGCAAAUGGAAACAGAUCUGUGAUGAGGAGUGGACUCCCAUGAACAGCAGGGUGAUCUGUGGCAUGUUCGGCUUCCCUGCUGAGAAGAAAUACAACGCACGUGUCUACAAAAUGUUUGCACGUAGGAAGCCGCCCUCGUACUGGGAUUUCUCGGUAAACUGCACAGGAAAUGAAGCCCACCUCUCAAGCUGUAACCUGGGACGUUCAAUGUUGACCAACAACACAUGUCGUCAGGGUAUCCCGGUCGUAGUGAGCUGUGUGCCAGGCAGAGCCUUCGCCCCGACUCCCUUAUCUGGCUACAGGAAAGCCUUCAGACAUGAGCAGCCGUUGGUGCGUCUGAAAGGGGGCGCCGUCGUCGGUGAGGGUCGGGUUGAGGUGCUGAAAAAUGGCGAGUGGGGCACCAUUUGCGAUGAUCGGUGGAACCUGGUGGCUGCGACGGUGGUGUGUCGAGAGCUCGGCUUUGGAACGGCGAAGGAGGCGCUCUCAGGAGGUCAACUGGGUCAAGGAAUGGGCCCGGUCCACAUGAAUGAGGUGCAGUGCACCGGGUUUGAGAAAUCUGUCACCGAAUGUGUCUUCAUUGUGGACAAAGACUCAGAAGGAUGCAACCACGAGGAAGAUGCUGGAGUCCGCUGCAACGUUCCCGCUAUGGGCUUUCAGCAGCGUCUGCGUCUGAGCGGAGGCCGUAAUCCGUUCGAAGGGCGGGUCGAGGUGCUAAUGGAGCGAAAUGGAUCCAUGGUCUGGGGCACGGUGUGUGGAGAAGGAUGGAGCACCAUGGAGGCCAUGGUGGUGUGCAGGCAACUCGGACUCGGCUACGCCAGCCACGCCUUCCAGGAAACGUGGCACUGGCCCGGGUUAGUGAGCGCUGACGGUGUAGUGAUGAGUGGUGUACGCUGUGCUGGUACUGAGAUGUCCCUGUCUCACUGUCUGCAUCACGGAGAGCACGUGAACUGCCCCAGAGGAGGGGCGCGAUACUCUGCCGGGGUCACCUGCUCAGAGACUGCGCCGGACCUGGUGCUGAACCCACAAGUGGUGGAGCAGACGACAUAUAUCGAGGACAGGCCCAUGUUCAUGCUGCAGUGUGCGUACGAGGAGAACUGCCUGGCCUCUACGUCCAGCUCGACUCCGGCCAACUCAUACCGACGCCUGCUGCGCUUUUCUUCCCAGAUCCACAACAACGGCCAAUCUGACUUCAAACCCAAAGCCAGUAGGGAAACGUGGGUCUGGCACGACUGUCACAGACAUUACCACAGCAUGGAGGUCUUCACGUAUUAUGAUUUGCUUAGCUUGAACGGCUCCAAAGUAGCAGAAGGACACAAAGCCAGCUUCUGCCUCGAAGACUCGGAGUGUGAUGAAGGCAUUGAAAAGAAAUACGAAUGCGCCAACUUUGGUGAACAGGGCAUCACAGUAGGGUGCUGGGACACCUACAGACAUGACAUUGAUUGCCAGUGGGUGGACAUCACUGACGUCAAGCCAGGGGAUUAUUUGUUCCAGAUUGUCAUCAACCCCAACUACGAGGUGGCCGAGUCUGAUUACACCAACAACAUUGUGAAAUGCAGGACUCGUUACGAUGGCCACCGCAUAUGGAUGUACAACUGCCAUAUAGGUGGCUCAGUGAGCGGCGAAACAGAAGAGCUGUUUCCCGGCCUUUUGAACAACCAGGUGACCCACAGGUAAAAGAUGAACAACACAACGGGAGGUUGGACCACUACGUUACCCUGAAUACUCGGUGCUAAAUACAUGCGACUAUGACAUGCGACAAUCCAUUGCGAUUCUGUUGGGAUGAAACAUACCUUACACCCCCAAACCCCUGAUUACACCAAAAAAAAAACAAAAAAAAACAGCUGUAUAAGAAAAAACACAACAAAAUUUUGGGCAUGUAAUGAUGAUAAUCAUAUGAUUGUGAUAAUGAUUAAUCUUUUAUAUGAUCUCAUGGAUCUUUCUCUUAAUAUUGUGGUACUCUUUGUUUAACUGAUUAUUGGUACAAAGCAAAUCUCCAACACUACCAGCUCCGGACAUCCAGAAAUGAAACCGUGGGUUAAAACAACCCCAACGCAAUGAAUCUCAAAGUGUGUCAAGGUGGCUUGAGGUAAUAAAAACAUAAACGCCUCCAUCAGCCAAUUGAUGUUGGUGAUUCAACUGAUUUUUUUUUUUUAUGCAUUUUUUUAUAGCCAUAACAAACAAACAAGACAAAAGGACUUGGGUCCAGAUUUGGGAAUAGGAUUAGCUGCCUUAACAUCAUUUCAGUAACAAAUAUUUCGUGAGUUUAUGUCGUACAGCUGCAGUUCUCUGGAGAAAUAAAACAGAAACCAUUAGUGAUAACAAUGACACUUCAUUCCCAGAGCUCUCGGUACCAAGAAAUGUUGCGCUAUUGAAUAAAAGAUCGUUUUUACCGACCCCAAAAAUCAGGGCAGUCAAAAUAACAAAUAGACAAUCUUGAUUUUUCUUUUAAAAGUUUUGAAUUUCUUAUGAUGUACAAGCAGCAGAUUAGCUAUUGACUGAUGCUAGUCAUCUAUAGUGCUAGCUUAACAUUUCUUGCUAGCUAGCUAUCAGAGAAAUAACAUUGUGUAUAUUAGUGCAUUGAACAACUAGUAUAUUGGCAGGAUACUAGUAAGAAAUACUGCACAGAGCAGGCUAAGUGACAACAACUUGCUAGCUAUCUGUACAUUUUUACAAAUAUUAAAAGAUUAGAAGCUCAAAAACACAUAAUUUCAGGUACUGUCUAAGAGAAGGUAAAUAAAUCUCCCCUGAAGCAUUUCAAUGAACACAUUAAAAAAUAUAUAUUUAUAGACACCUUUGGCUAUAUAGUUUAGCGUUUUGCCCGAUUCCUUCUAUUGUAUUAUUUUUUUUUAAAUACCUUUAAAGUUCAAAUAUGAACCCUUUUUUUUUAUUCCACUGAAGGUCUCAUGCUGGUUUUAUUUAAGUUCAUAGCAUUACAAUUUUACUCCAGUCCUAGCUUCAGUUAGUAACUUAUUUCAGGGAUUAUCUAACAACUGUAUGUAGCUCAUUGAUUUUAUUUGGUGAAAGAUGUCUUUAUAUUUUGUUGUUUUUUUGUUUUUCUUUUUUCCUGAAUUAGUGGUGCUAUCGAAGAUCUACCCUCUGUUUUUUAGAGGGUACGUGUUGUCGUGACAUUAUGCUUACUUGAACGGAACGUUUGAAAUUGUUUAAAAAGCCCAUACUGUGCAUUUGUAAUGUUGUUUAGCAGUAAAUAAAUGUAAGCAUUCAGGAAAACAA
Messenger RNA from Silurus meridionalis, 4810 nucleotides. RefSeq names its product lysyl oxidase-like 2b (gene loxl2b). The transcript has 15 exons. Gene Ontology annotation, cellular component: membrane. The record is from RefSeq and is a predicted model, not a curated record. Gene Ontology annotation, molecular function: protein-lysine 6-oxidase activity; copper ion binding. Gene Ontology annotation, biological process: sprouting angiogenesis; peptidyl-lysine oxidation. Bases 953 to 3253 code for a protein of 766 amino acids. NCBI's taxonomy places the organism in Eukaryota, Metazoa, Chordata, Actinopteri, Siluriformes, Siluridae.